UUCUCGAAAGAACCAGUCGUUUGCGUGUGUGUGUGUGUGUCAGAGUGUCUCGCUGCGUGCGAAUGUGUGUGCAUAAAAAGGCAUAGAGGCAAGGAGCGAAAGAGAAAGAGCGAGAAAUAGCUUAUAAGGAUAUAUAGCAAAAGAGCGAGAGAGAGACGGGAGAAGAAGCAGCAGCGACGCCGACAACAACUCUUCUGAAUGCUGAGAAACCCGAAGAGGUGAAAUUCCAGCUACAAGGAGACGCUUACUCACUUCCCCUGUGGAACACACAGCCCACAGAUCACAUCAGAUCUUUACAGAAGCAUAUAUUUAAUAUAGAAAGGACGCAGAGGACAGCGGAGGAAGGACGAAGCGAAGGAGAAAGGCGCCCCCCUCGUUUCCCGCCCAGCCAACAGCCGUGUGAAACCGUCUUGAAUGGAUCCAUUUGUUGGCUGGUUUCAGAAGGAACAGGAGGGACCAUCGCUGCGCACAUGGUUAAAGAUUUGGGAGACGAAUGCCCAGGAGAUGGGCGCAUUGCUUGAUCAGCAGCUACAGCAGGCGACGACGACCAACGGCGGCAUUAGCAGCAAAAACAAUAGCAGCGCUAACAACAGCAGCAACUCCACCAACAAUAUUGGUAACAAUUCAACGGGCAAAUCCUACUUAUCGCGACCCAACAGCUCUUUGAGUCGGGUGUUGAACUUCCGCGCGGAUUCCCUAGAGAUCCUGCAGCAGCAACUCAACGGAACAUCGCAGCGCCACAGCAUCAACACCACCACCAGCGGGAACAGCAGCAGCAACACCAGCACGUCGGCUGAUUCAACAACGAAUCGGGACAAUAACUCACCCGCCAACAGCACCUCCACCAACGGACCCGGAGGAGCUCAAGGGACGGCAACAGGAGCUACCGGCACCGGCACCGUCACCGUUACCGGCACCAGCAGCCCGGCGACCACAGCGGCAACCACAACUGCGACCACGACCGGUCCAGCCACCAGUAUGAGCGACACCAGCAACAACCCGCCACAGACAACGACCACGCCCGCCAGUCGCACGAACAGCAUCUACUACAAUCCGUCGCGCAAGAAACGGCCGGAGAACAAGGCCGGCGGGGCCCACUACUAUAUGAACAACCACAUGGAGAUGAUCGCCAAGUACAAGGGCGAGCCGUGGCGCAAGGCCGACUAUCCGUAUGGCGAGGGCGUCAUCGGGCUGCACGAGGAGAUCGAGCACUUCUACCAGUACGUCCUGCCCACGCCCUGCGAACACGCCAUCCGCAACGAGGUGGUCAAGCGCAUCGAGGCCGUUGUCCAUUCCAUCUGGCCACAGGCGGUGGUCGAGAUCUUUGGCUCCUUUCGCACCGGCCUCUUUUUGCCCACCUCCGAUAUUGAUCUCGUUGUGCUAGGUUUGUGGGAGAAGCUACCGCUGCGCACGCUGGAAUUCGAGCUGGUCAGCCGCGGCAUCGCCGAGGCUUGCACAGUGCGCGUCCUGGACAAGGCAUCCGUGCCGAUCAUUAAGCUGACGGACCGGGAAACGCAGGUGAAGGUAGACAUAUCGUUCAACAUGCAGAGCGGCGUGCAGUCGGCGGAGCUUAUUAAGAAGUUUAAGCGCGACUAUCCAGUGCUGGGGAAGCUGGUGCUGGUGCUCAAACAGUUUCUACUGCUCCGCGAUCUCAACGAGGUGUUCACGGGCGGCAUUUCCUCCUACUCGCUGAUCCUCAUGUGCAUCAGCUUCCUUCAGAUGCAUCCGCGUGGCAUUUACCACGACACAGCCAAUCUGGGGGUGCUCCUGCUCGAGUUCUUCGAACUGUACGGACGCCGGUUCAACUACAUGAAUAUCGGCAUCUCCAUAAAGAACGGUGGCCGCUACAUGCCCAAGGAUGAGCUGCAGCGCGACAUGGUCGAUGGGCAUCGGCCCUCGUUCCUGUGCAUCGAGGAUCCGCUGACGCCGGGCAACGAUAUCGGACGGAGCAGCUACGGCGUCUUCCAGGUGCAGCAGGCCUUCAAGUGUGCCUACCGCGUCCUCGCCCUCGCCGUCAGUCCGCUCAACCUCCUCGGGAUCGAUCCGCGCGUCAACUCCAUACUGGGUCGGAUCAUCCACAUCACUGACGACGUCAUCGACUAUCGCGAAUGGAUCCGCGAGAACUUCGAGCACCUGGUGGUGGUGGACCGCAUCUCGCCGCUGCCCACUGCCGCUCCCGCUGCGUACGCCACCUCCAAUGGGGCUCCCAAAUAUGUGAUCAUGCCCUCGGGCGCCGUUGUCCAGCAGCUGUACCACCAUCCGGUGCAGGUGCCCACCGCUCACGGGCACAGCCAUGCGCACGGCCACAGUCACGGCCACGCGCAUCCCGGCGGCCACCUCGGCCAGCCGUAUGUGACCGGGUCCGCCACAUCCGCCGUGACAACAACGACGACGGUGGCGGUGGUGGGCGUGGGCGUGGCGACCGGCGGUGCCCAACAACAACAGCAGCAGCAACCGAAUGCGUCGGCCCAUUCCCACGCACAGCAGCAGUCGCAGAACCAAUCGCAGUCGCGUCACAGACGUGGCAGCACCUCCUCGGGAGAUGACUCCGAGGACAGCAAAGACUGCGAUGUGGUAGAGACGACGUCGGGUGCCCAGGAGGUCAUCGACAUAACGCUGUCGCCACCGAAUGGCCUGAGCUCCAUGUCCAUGCCGCUGCCGGUGCUCGCCGUUGGCAUGGCCUCGUCGAGCAGUUGGAGCGGCAAUGCCAAUGGCAACGGUAGCGGGAACGGGAAUGGCAACGGGAGCGGGAGCGGAAACGGAAACAGCAGCUCAUCCACGGGCUCGUCGCCGGAAAACGCCCACAUCGCUGCCCAGGAGAUGGACCCAGAGCUGGAGGAUCAGCAGCAGCAGCACCAGCACCCGGAGACAUCCGGAAAUAGUGGCACCACCGGAGGUGUCGGUGGGUCCGGAUCGGGCACCGGCAGGGGAGGCGGCGGAGACGGCAGUGGUGGACGCAACUACAACCAGCGGGGCAACCACAAUUCAAGCGGCUACUACCACCAGCAGUACUACGUGCCACCGCCGAUGCAGCAGCAGCUGAGCAAGUCCAACUCGAACUCCUCCUCCUCCAAUUAUCACCAGCAGCACCAUCACAGUCACAGCCAUAGCAACCACAGUCACCGGCAGCAGCACCACCACCAGCAGCAGCACCACCAGCAGCGGCCGCAGCAUCUGCGGCUGGGUGGCGGCAAUCGCUACCAGAAGUCCGUGGGCGGAUCGCCCACCAUCAGUGCCGGCAAUGCAUCGAACAGCAGCAGCAACAGCAGCAACAGUAGCAGCAGCAGCGGCAGCAACAGCAAUAGCAAUAGCAACAACAACCGACUGCCGCCUCUGCGGGGCACGCUGGUGAACUCAUCGUCGGCUAUAUCAAUCAUUUCCAUAUCCUCAGAGUCAUCCAUUGCCAGCAGCAGCUCCAGCUCGUCGAGAUCUGGGCAGGAUCAGCAGCAAAACGAGCGGGACGAGCGAUAGGAUUAGGGUAUAUGAUCUAUGAUAUAGGAAAUAGGAUAUAGGAUGAGAUUGUGAAUGAGAGAGAGAAAGAGAUAGUUACGAGUUAGCAAUAUUUAUGGAUUAUAUUUCUUUCUCAGGUUAACUGCAAACUAUGCUGCAUUUUUCUAAUUAAUAUCCCCAACUCCUCCCUUCCCUUCCUCCCACCAUACACAAUCCAAAAAAAAAAUAAUGGUUAGACUUUAUUUUACAUUGCUGUCUCGCUUAAACUAGAAGAGCGAAGGAAACCUACUAAGCUUAAUAUUAGGAACUUUGCCUCUGAUUUCGCUAAACGUAUUUCAUUUUGUUUCUAAAAUAAACAUGAAAGCAAAAUAUAUAUAUAUAUAUAUAUAUAUAUAUAUAUAGAUAUAUAUUAGAUAAAAAAGGUAUAAAUAUAAAUGUAAACUCAUAAUUAGAUUUUAAUGGUUUAAAAGAGCGAUAAACUGAAGUAUGAAAUUAGCUGCUAACAUAUUUAAGGUCCGCGAACAUAUGUUUAAAAAUCUCUCUAGAACUCCAUGUUCCCAUCCCCUAUUACCCAUUUUCACACGCAUUACAACUUGUAAAGUACUUUGUAGUUUCUAAAAUGCUCUACAUUUUAAGCAAAUGUUUUGUGAACUAAAAAUCCCCCCAUCCUGUUACCCCCCCCAUCCCCAAAAAAAAGAACAAAACAACGGAAAUCCUGCGCGCAAUUCUUAAGAUACUAAUACUAAGUGAAUUUGCGCGCUAACUGUAAAAAAAAGUAACAUAACCAAAAGCUAAAAAUCCCAUCUCCCUAGAAACCCAAAAACGAUACAAAAAUGCGCCAUCUCCCACGUAACUUCUGAUAACUUUUUAUUAUUUCGAGUUAAUUUUAUGCCUGAAAUGUAAAUGUUUUUAUUAUUACCACUAUUACGAUUAUGAUGAUUAUUAUUAUUAGUUUUUAUAACUAUGCUUAAAGAAUCGUAAGCCAACUAAAAUUGUAUGAACACAUUGCCCAGACCCAAAGCAAUUGUGUUUUAAAACAAAAGCAAACAAAAAAAAAACAAAACAAAAGAAACCAAAAACACAAAAACGACAAAAAAAAAAACAAACCUACAACAAGAAAUCCAUCUUUUUUUUAUCCUUUUUAAGUUGAAUUGAUUAUUAUGAUUAUGCAAUGUGCAUUUUGCAUAGAUUCCUGCCAUUUGUUUGUAUAGUUCAGAUUUCAGAAAGCUCUGUAAAUACUUAGUUACCGCCCCUGUGACAACCACACCCCGCCCCACCCACCACACCCCCUUCUAAACGCACUGCCAUUUUGAGAAAGGUUUUUAAAAAAAACGUCGAAAAGGAGCUAGCAGAAGAGUAGAAAAGAACAUUUAGACUUUGUACAUGUAUAACAUUUUAGGCUGUUCUUCUUUCCAUUUGUAAGAGAAAACAAAGAAAGCAAAACAAAAAAAAAACCAAACAUGAAAAAAACAAAAACCGAAAUAAUUGUAAAGCCACUCAAAUAGUCUAUGAAUAUGUUUGUCGAUCGUUUUGUAUGCGAGUCUUGAAAAGAGAUCAACUUCGGAUAUGUAAUACUAGGCAGCAAUGUUUGAAUUUUUAUUUAAAAGUCCAACUUCUUUUUUUUGAUCCAUGUGAGAUCGUAAAUGACAGACAAACACUUAUAAAAUGUGCGUCAAAUAUUUUCUCAAUAUUAAAAUAUUGCAUUUUUUAAAGGAUGUCAGAAUUUUUGAACGCCAGUUGUGGAAAAGAUUUAAAAUGAUUAUUAGUACACUAUUAUUUUGCGUCGUUAUUUGUAUUAUUAUUUUUUAUUCAAAUAACCUAAAGAAAUAAGAACAAGUGUAAACAUGCUUUCCAAGAACUAUAUAAGUUCUAUAAGUUUUCCAUUUAUUAGUUUUUUUUUUAGUCAUUUAAGGACCCUCAAUGUUUUAUGGAAAAGAGGUUUGGUACUUUAUAUACAUAAACAAUUUUUUUUUUCUGUUGCCUAGUGUGAAUUAAGCGAUGUCCAGUGUUGGCAAAGACCGAAGUGCUCUCUCCCUUUCGCACGAUGACUCCUACAAGCUUGCAGCUGAGCUUUGAAGCCCACCUUACACACACUUUCUCGCUCACUCACAUCACAAUGACACACACACACACACACCACACAGGCGCAUUAGCACUCACACGGCCACACCAACAGAGAGGGACACUUAACGGUAAAGUUAGCAUAGAAAGUUGAAGAAAGCUAGGAGCAGUAAGUGAGAAUGAGAUAGCGAUAGCAAAAGAGAGAGAGUAAUGUAUAAGAAUUAUUAAAUUUAUGCACUCGUCUGUUGAAUAUUUAUAUGAAUUAUAUGUAUGUAGUUACUAAUAUUAACUAAUUGAUAAAUAUACAAUAUUUAUAUGCAUAACUUGUGGAUUAAUGUGGACAAACAAAUGUUUAGAAUUAGCGAUCUAGCCACGUAAGACUCGAAAAUCGUAAAUCGACAACUACUUAGACUACAUAACUGUGUACCAGAGCAUAAUUAAGCACUCCCACACACACAAAAUACACCACUAAACACACAGACACCCACGCAUAAUCGCUAUGAAUGUUGAGGUUAUGUCUUAGAUUUUUCAAUAUCCGAUCACUGUUCGCCUAGCAUAGAAAGUAAGCCGAAGAACUAACUGUAAAACUAACUUAUUUCUUUACUGGAUUCCAUGUGUCUCGUCCUUUCUCCUUCGUUUUCGUUUGCGUUAUCGUUUCGAUUUUUUAUAUUCCCAAAAUCUUCUCCUAUCCUUCCAUAAAAUGCAUAUGUCCUGUGUGCCGUUGUUGUUAUAUAUACAUUAUACUCGAAAACAUUUUUUGUCGUCGCGAUAUUAGUGGGUAUUAAUAAAUUAAAUUAAAUUUAAUUAACUACAUUUAACGCAACUAAAUUCAAUUCAAGUGAAUCAAAUGAAACGAUCGAUACAUGUAUAUGAUAGAGUUCAAUAGCUGUGUAAGAAUCGGAAUCGUAACAAUUUAGUACGCAAAAAUCGUAAAUCUAACUGAUUGUAUAAUUAGCGAAAAGAGAAAACGGAAGCGAUAAGCAAAACGAUGCGACAAAUAAAAGCCGGCAAAAACUAAAA
Messenger RNA from Drosophila rhopaloa, 6531 nucleotides. It is a transcript of the gene Trf4-1, whose product is annotated as non-canonical poly(A) RNA polymerase protein Trf4-1. Gene Ontology annotation, cellular component: nucleolus; TRAMP complex. NCBI's taxonomy places the organism in Eukaryota, Metazoa, Arthropoda, Insecta, Diptera, Drosophilidae. The record is from RefSeq and is a predicted model, not a curated record. Gene Ontology annotation, molecular function: mRNA binding; poly(A) RNA polymerase activity. Gene Ontology annotation, biological process: RNA 3'-end processing. The coding region runs from base 415 to 3471 and encodes 1018 amino acids. The transcript is spliced from 5 exons.